AAAAAUAUAUUCAAAUUAAAAGAAGCUAAAAAGGACUCUAUUAUUAGAAAAUAAGAAAUAUAUAUAGGAAAUUAUCAAUAUAUUUAUACUUGAAUAUUAUUUAAGUUUGAUUAUUUAAGUUAAUAUUUUUGAAUAAAAAUAAGAAUUCUUAAAAGAAAAAUUAAUAUUGAAGAUGGCUACAUCUGUUAAGGGUAGUAAAAUGAUUAAUUUGAUUAAUUAUCGUCUUCGAGUUAUAUUAGGUGAUUCAAGACAAUUGACUGGACAGAUGCUUGCAUUUGAUAAACAUAUGAAUAUGGUUUUAGCAGAUUGCGAAGAAUUUCGUUGUGUUAAGCGUAAAAUAACUAAAAUGGCAAAAGAGGAAACAGAAGUUGAAGAAAAACGAACUCUUGGUCUUAUAAUUGUUCGUGGGGAGUUUAUAGUUUCUUUAUCAGUUGAAGGACCUCCUCCUGCUGAUAUUUCAACUCGUCUUGGAACAUUACAACCAGGUCCUGGUGUUGGUUAUCCUGCAGGGAGAGGUCUUCCUGUAGGUAAUGCACCUUCUGCUGCGCCAGCGGGAUUAACAGGGCCUGUACGUGGUCUUGGAACUGGAAUGGCUGCUCCUCCUGUUUUUCGACCUCCUGGAUUUUCUACUACGGGAAUGCCUAUUCCUCCUCAGGGAUUCGCUCCACCUGGUUUCCCACCCGGACAACCUAUGCCUGGCUUUAGGCCUCCUGGUUAAUCAUAUUAUUCUGAUUUAUUCCUUUAUUUUCCAUCUUCAUUUAAAAACUUCUCGUCAUCGUUCGU
Pneumocystis murina B123 is the source of this 783-nucleotide messenger RNA. RefSeq lists its product as hypothetical. The coding region runs from base 173 to 718 and encodes 181 amino acids. Gene Ontology annotation, cellular component: catalytic step 2 spliceosome; U1 snRNP; U5 snRNP. The transcript is spliced from 8 exons. Lineage: Eukaryota; Fungi; Ascomycota; Pneumocystomycetes; Pneumocystales; Pneumocystaceae. The record is from RefSeq and is a predicted model, not a curated record. Gene Ontology annotation, molecular function: RNA binding. Gene Ontology annotation, biological process: mRNA splicing, via spliceosome.